AUGUACACAGUUGAGUUCCAGAAGAGAGGGUUGCCACAUAUCCAUCUAUUAGUUUGGCUUGCUGAAGAGGACAAGUUGCGAACAACAGCAGAUAUAGAUGCAGUGAUAUCGGCAGAACUUCCGAACCCUGAGAUCGACCCUUUAGGAUAUGACGCUGUUGUCAAGUACAUGCUUCAUGGGCCUUGUGGUGGAGCAAAUGCAAACGCUCCAUGUAUGAAAGAUAAGUGUUCCAAACAUUUCCCAAAGGAUUUCAAUUCAGCAACCACGUUUGACAAGUCUGGUUGUGCUAUCUAUAGAAGAAGGGACUCUGGAAUCCAAGUGCAAAAGGGGAGUGCAAUUUUAGACAACCGUCAUGUUGUACCAUACAACAGAAAUUUGUUGGUUCGAUUACAAGCCCACGUCAACGUGGAGGUAUGUCACAAGGGGAAGCUCAUAAAAUACCUCUUCAAGUAUGUAACAAAGGGCCCAGACAGAUCGUUGGUGAUUGCUGAGAAUCCUGCAACACAAGCUACGGACCCACCAACGCAAGAUGCAAGACGCAAAGAUGAGAUACAACAAUUUAUCGAUUGCCGAACGUUGUCGUCGUAUGAGGCUAUAUGGCGGUUGAAUGAGUAUCCAAUUCAUGUUAGAGAACCAGCUGUUGUGCGCUUGGGCGUGCAUCUCGAUGGCCAGCAGAAAGUCCCCUACAGAAAGCAAUCAAGCAUUGACAGGGUUCUGAGAGAUCCAAAUGCGGGUAAGACACACUUGACAGAAUGGUUUGCACUGAAUUGUAGAGAUCCUGAGGCAAGAAGUUUGACAUAUGCACAGAUCCCAAACAAAUAUACUUGGCUACCUGACUGUAAAGAAUGGACUCCACGCAAAAGAGGAUUUGGGAUUGGGAGGGUUGCGUAUGUGCCUCCAGGAUCAGGAGACGUGUUUUUUCUUCGUAUGUUACUUACGAAAGUUCGCGGAUCUCUUAGCUACAGACAUAUGAGGACUGUCAAUGGAGAAAUAUGUCAAGAUUUUGAAAAAGCUUGCGAUAGGUUAGGCUUGCUAUCAGAUUCAUCAGAGUGGGUGAAAGUGCUUACUGAAGUUUCUGCCUCGAGCAUGCCACGGGUAAUUCGCACUACCUUUGUGUCUAUGCUGAUGUUUUGCGAAAUUCCAAACCCUUUGGCACUGUAUGACUCAGCUUGGCGAUCUAUGGGAGAUGAUUAUGCUUAUAGUAUCUGCACAACUCUGCCAACUGGAAAUAACAGUCCAACUGAUGAAAGAAUACAGAAUUGGGUUUUGCGACAAUUGCAACAACUCCUUGGGUCUCACUCAUCCACGCUUAAUGAUUUUGGACUCCCUAUCACCACGGAUGAUGCAGAUUCUGAUGAUGGAGCAAAUCCACUUAUUAACAACCACCUGGAUUUUGAUAUGAACUCACAGUCAAUCUUAUCAAGCACUAUGUUGGAGUCACUCAACACGGAUCAGUUGCAUGUGUACUCGGCUAUCAUAAAUUCGAUUCAUAACAAGUCAGGGCAACCAUUCUUCUUAUAUGGACAUAGUGGCACAGGGAAAACAUUCCUAUACAACGCAAUAACAGCGAGGCUAAGAAGUAUGUCAAAAAUUGGUGUUCUGGUUGCCUCGUCUGGAAUUGCAGCAACAUUACUGCCUAAAGCCACCACUGCCCACUCGAGAUUUAAGAUACCUCUGACCUUAGACACAACAUCAACAUGUCCAAUCAAGAAAGGUACACACUUAGCUGAGUUGAUCGGGGAAGCUUCUCUGAUUAUCUGGGAUGAAGCGCCCAUGACACACCGACUGGCCUUCGAAGCUGUGGAUCGCAGAUUUUGUGAUAUAAUGAAUGUUCCACUGAGGGGCUCACUGUACAAGCCUUUUGGAGGGAAGAAUGUGCUUUUCGGGGGGGAUUUUCGCCAGACACUCCCAGUCAUAACAGAAGCAUGUCGAGAGCAAACAGUAGAUGGUUCUCUUACCAGAUCACUCUUGUGGAAUUCUUUUAAACUACUAAAGCUAUCUAGAAACAUGAGGAUCACCAAUUCAGUGGCAGAUGAAGCAAGGUUCAUGCAUGGCUAUACAUUCCCAGAGUGGGUGCUUGCUUUGGGAGAUGCAAAGCUUAAGACAACAUCGUUUAAGCCAGAUACUCCAUCAGAUUGGGUUCAGAUCCCGCAGAUCUUUUUGGUGGACCAUGGCACUCACCCCAUUGGCUCCAUUACAGAAGACAUUUAUGACCUGUUCCUACAGAACUACAGGCAGCCACAGUACCUUGCAACAAGGGCAAUCAUAACUCCAAAAAAUACAACAGUGACUGAGAUUAAUUCAUAUAUGCUGCAGCAAGUACCAGGCAUAACAAAAACAUACUACAGUUCAGACUCACUCCAGCAAUCAACAGAGACAUUUGCUUCAUUUGAAGACUGCUAUCCAACUGAGUUUCUCAACACACUGACUUUCAACGGAGUUCCUGAUCAUGAGCUCAUCCUUAAGAAUUAUACACCAAUCAUGCUUCUACGCAACCUCAACCCUGGACUUGGGCUGUGCAACGGUACGCGUAUCAUGAUAACGUCGUUGGGUGACAAUGUUAUCCGAGGGACCAUCAUGGGAGGUUCCAAUGACACCGACGAUGUUAUCAUUACAAGAAUUGUGCUUAAUAUCGAAAAUUCAAGGUGGCCAUUUAUACUUAAAAGGCGUCAGUUCCCUGUACGCUUGUGCUAUGGGAUGACCAUAAACAAAAGCCAAGGGCAGACGCUAGACAAGGUUGGUAUAUACUUGCCUGAUCCAGUUUUCAGCCAUGGCCAACUGUAUGUGGGAGUUUCAAGAGUGAGAUCCACCAAUGGCCUGAGAAUACUCAUUGACAACCCUGCUGACAUACCAGGAGACUACACCAGGAAUAUCGUUUUCAGGGAAGCAUUCACUGAUAUACUACAAGCUUAG
Messenger RNA from Linum tenue, 2913 nucleotides. The record is from the annotation of a GenBank genome assembly. Lineage: Eukaryota; Viridiplantae; Streptophyta; Magnoliopsida; Malpighiales; Linaceae.